Molecule: messenger RNA, 415 nt
Organism: Drosophila melanogaster (fruit fly)
Lineage: Eukaryota; Metazoa; Arthropoda; Insecta; Diptera; Drosophilidae
Exons: 2
Coding region: 137-274 (45 amino acids)
Source: RefSeq, marked reviewed
UAUCAGAGAUUGUGUCAAUAAUCUGAUUUUUUCCCGCCUAUGUUCUAUAUUUAAAUCGUUUGAAUAGGUUACCCAACCACAACACAUAAGUGAAGAAAGACAAAAUCUUCUAAAUUAGUUAAGCAAUCUAUUCAAGAUGUUUCGCACACUGUCCAUUGAGCCGAUUAGAAUUGAGGAGCGCUCCAAAGAUGAGGUCCGUGCUAAUAUAUUAGUGUUCGCUGUCACCUGUGCCCUUAUCCGCUUUAUUCCGAUAAUAGUGAGGAAAUUAUCGUAGUCAAGACCAAGGAUGCGAUUGUGUACUUCCGUUUUGACUGAGAUAAAGCCGAAUAUAUAUAUUAAAAAUAUUUAAAUAUAAACUAAUAACAAUUAGGUGUUAUAUUAAAAAUAAAAACAAAAAAAUAUGUCGCUAAAAUUG